Molecule: messenger RNA, 650 nt
Organism: Phlebotomus papatasi
Lineage: Eukaryota; Metazoa; Arthropoda; Insecta; Diptera; Psychodidae
Gene: Srp19
Product: signal recognition particle 19 kDa protein
Exons: 3
Coding region: 123-584 (153 amino acids)
Biological process (GO): SRP-dependent cotranslational protein targeting to membrane, signal sequence recognition; SRP-dependent cotranslational protein targeting to membrane
Cellular component (GO): signal recognition particle, endoplasmic reticulum targeting
Molecular function (GO): 7S RNA binding
Source: RefSeq, a predicted model, not a curated record
GUAAUACUUGGUUUACCGGGUUGUUGACCUUUUGACGUGUUCUGUUUUGAAAGAUCCUACGUGGUGCUAACAAUCACGUUUUUUGGCAAUAUUUCUUUAUUUAUUCAGUGCAAAAAGGUACGAUGGCAGCUGCUGUUCCUCCCUUAACACCCUGGAGUCCAGAUAAGAAGCAUAGCGACCGAGAAAGGUGGAUCUGUAUUUAUCCUGCUUAUAUCAACUCUAAGAAGACACGGCAGGAGGGCCGGAAGCUGGCCAAGGAGCACUGCGUUGAGAAUCCGACUUACCUGGAGAUCAGAGACGUUCUUGCAGUGGCGAAUCUAAGGGUCGGAGUAGAGAACAAGCUGUAUUCCCGGGAGAAGAGCAAGGAAUUGGCAUAUCGUGGAAGGAUUCGAGUGCAAUUGAAGAAUGACGAUGGAACGCCCUUCAGUCCAGACUUUCCCAACAGAGACAGUGUCCUGUUGCAUCUGGGCAGGAUGAUUCCACAGUUAAAGAGUCGUCAGGGUGGAAAGGGUGGAGGAGAAGCCACAGCCAGUUCAUCAACGUCCUCAGCACCUCACAAAAAGGGAAAGGGCAAGAGACGCUGAUAGAGGGAGGAAAAUCUAUUUUUUGUUAAUGAUCUUUGAAAAUAAAUGCUUGGAUUUCCUGGAAAA